This is a messenger RNA of Lathyrus sativus (Indian pea), 633 nucleotides long. NCBI's taxonomy places the organism in Eukaryota, Viridiplantae, Streptophyta, Magnoliopsida, Fabales, Fabaceae. The record is from the annotation of a GenBank genome assembly.
AUGUAUUCAUCAAAAGGUGAGGAAGCUAGGAAGCAUCCGAUUAUCAAGCUUUCUUAUCCUCAAAAGCGCAGAUCAGAUGUUGAUGAUUCUGAAGAAGAUAGUCAUAAGAGGAGAAAGCCAAUAGUUACUAGUCGUUGGGCUGAAGUUAAGAAAGAAGAAUCAAAGAUUUCUUCAAAUGAUGAAGCUGUUGAUUUGGGGUGCAAGAAGAUGAUCAAGAAUUCGGAUGAUCCAAGAGAAUCCUUGAAAAAGAAACCAAUGGAACGUUACAAGAGAAUGCAAUGUUGGGUGAUUCUAAAGAGAAUGAUAGAAGGAAGAGAUGGAUGGGCUUUGAAUGAAGCUCUUGAUCUCAAAGGUUCAGAGAGUGAUGAUAAUAAGCUGAUUCAUUCAAUUGGUUUGAAAGACAUUGAAGCUAAGUUGAGAUUGUAUUCAACACCCGAUGAAUUUGCUAAUGACAUGAGACUCGUAUUUUCUAAUGCAUUCAUGUUGCAUUCUUCAAGAGAUCACGUUUUCAAUAUUGCAACGAGGUUUAGUGAUGAAUUUGAAAGAAGAUGGAAAUCCUUGAAGAAAGAGUGGGCACUUGAGAAAACAAGAGUCAACAAGAUUCAUCAAAGAAAGAUUACAAAGGAGAAAUAA